GUGAUAAAGCAUUUAAAAGGACGCACUCAGGACAAGCACUGUCAAAAGCGUAGAUAAACACCACGAAUCGCGUUUGCAUCCCUGAACACUAUGAAGACGGUUGCUCUGCUUCUACUUCUGACUGGACUGUUGGGUUGUUCACAAGGCUGGCAGAACAACUAUGAUGAGCCUCUAAAUUUUAUCUGUCCUGUAGGCUAUUCGAUAGCCUCCAUAACGAGCAAACACGACAAUAAGCGUGAGGACCGGGUUUGGGACCUUACCUGUCAAGCCACCUACGGCCAGACCGGACAAUGUCACUGGACAAGUUACGUCAAUGACUUUGACCAAGUGAUCCUCUUUGAGUGUCCAGCACAACAUGUGAUCGCAGGAAUAAGCAGCUACCACAGCAACCCCCAUGAGGACAGACGCUGGCGGUUUUACUGCUGUCAAAGUGUGUGCACUUCUGCAAGCUGUCAUUGGACCUCGUACGUGAACAACUUUGAUGAGUACUUCCACUAUGCUGUGCCUUCCCGGAAUGUUCUAGUGGGUGCUCACAGCUACCAUCAAAAUGCUCAAGAAGAUCGACGAUGGGCGUACAGGGUCUGUGCCCAAUACAAUUGUUGAUUCCAGGAUUUAAUACUCUCUUACAGUUCAUGAUGAAUAUUCUCUCAUGAUCCUAUGAAAUAAAUGCAUGUUGAAAACAA
This is a messenger RNA of Labeo rohita (rohu), 683 nucleotides long. Its product is annotated as hemagglutinin/amebocyte aggregation factor-like. The record is from RefSeq and is a predicted model, not a curated record. Bases 91 to 603 code for a protein of 170 amino acids. The transcript is spliced from 5 exons. NCBI's taxonomy places the organism in Eukaryota, Metazoa, Chordata, Actinopteri, Cypriniformes, Cyprinidae.